AUGUCAGCAUCGACCAACACUUGGGUCGGCAGGCCUGCCAUGAAUCGCAAGGCCUUCCAAGUGACGAAAGAGGCCAACCCAAACAGCCUGAACCGUGUGAUGCCACUUUAUUACAGGUGUCGCCAACUAGCAUUGACGACAGAAAAGCGCGGGCGGCGCGUUCCGCAGAAGCUUUUGUCAGACAUGAGGGCCCUUGAGAAGGUGGUCGGGAAGGAAAUCCGGAGUUCCCACCCGCUUCUUUUCCAACGACUCGAUGACCAUCAGCUAGAUAGGUUCCUCCGAGCCAUGGCUUUCCUGAGGUUGUCUGUGGGACGCUGGCUUUACGGCAGCGAGAACCUGAAAGCCGAGUGGCCCCCAGUUGACUCGCAGAGAUCUUUCCUUCUGCUCACAGGUAAAAUCUUCCUUUACCGUGACCCCAACGGUUUCGGUGACUACAUAGAGAUUGGACCUGGCAGCUUGUUUGGUGAGCAGCCGUUCAGGCUGGGUGAUGAGGAGAUCAAUGACGCGGUGGGUGGUGCUGCGCACUGUCAAGAACCUUGCAUGGUUGGCAUCGUGACAGGGGAAGUGUUGGAGGCGUGCUUUGCAGACAGAGUGUUUGGAAAUCGCCGCAUCGCCCAAAAAAUCCGACAUUCACCAGCCCUUUCAAGGGCUGUGUUGCCAGAGCCAGAUCCUACCAAGCCGAGGGUGGAUCCAGACACGAUGACAGGCGCUGCUAGGGCAGAGCUCUUUGAAACAUGUUCGAAUGCCGUGAAGACUGCGUUAGAUGACAUGUCGAAGCUUGUUGCGGUACUGCAUCCGAAGCCGGGCGAUGAGAUCCUGACCACCGACUCGCUUGAUGAGAGUGUUUUUUAUGUUGAGGAAGGCAGUGUGGAAGUAAGGGCAGAUGUUACUUUGACUGAACGGCCCGAGUCAAGACCACCCAAGCGGACACGAAUCCAUGUUUUCCUUGAAAAGGCAGAGAAACUUGCAGGAGAGUCUAUCUUCGACAAACUGGAUCCCUACUGUAUUGUCAAGCUGGGCGAGUACAAGCGCUUUCAGACCCCAGUCCAAUGGAAUGUCGGCGUGAACCCUGUGUUCAAUUACGAGGGUGUGUUGACUUUCAAUGGCGAGGAGGAGCUUACCAUAACAGUCAUGGAUUAUGACAAGUUUACAUCAGAUGACCUUUGCGGCAGUUGCACGCUUAUGGUCGAUGAUUUGGCUGACGGAUGGCAUGGCAAGGUUGAGCUUCGAAGACCCAGAUCGGCAGUGGGAAUGAUGAUGAAGGAGGACACAGACCUGACGGAGCCUGCCGGCAAGGUUUAUCUUGCAGUGAAGUGGGACUAUGAGAUUUUCAACCCAUUGAUCGCACCAAAGCAAAAGACGUGGGCUGAUCAGGCCCUCUUCAAUCUGCAGAAGAAUCAUAUUUGGGGCCACGAGCGCCUCAUGCUUGGCACUGUGUUCACCAAAGCGCUCGAGGGUGCAACUUCAUCCCUGCCGUACCGCUUGCAGCUGGAGAAUUUCUCUAUGCGCGCAGCAGAACAAAAAGGUGUGAUGGACCGCAUCGUGGUCAUGAAAAUCGCCAAUCAAAGAUUUCUGGAGUUCAUCAAGAAGAGCCAGCGCGAAAAGGCAUUUGUCCAAGCUUGCCGCGCACAAGCUCUUGAGAAGCAAACGAUAAUCAGGGAGCACGUCAAGGACCUAAUGCAAAGGUGGCUUAAUGAAGAGCAGAAUGAGCUUUUGCGAAAAGGUAUACUGGGUGCAAAGGGCGCACCCGAAGAAGCAGUGGAUCCCAACAAAUUCCGUGUGGCCUACAAAGGAGUCAAGGCCACUAUCACCAUCCGCAACGCCGCCAACCUGUCUGGCGGUGGUUGGUUUGACAAGCUUGACCCCUACGCAAUCGUUCGCUUCCGUGGCAGCCGAGAGGAAGUCAGGACCAGUGUUCUGGCUGAUGCUGGAGGUGAUCCCAUCUGGGAUUGCGAAGGCAAGGUGACCUACAAUGGCGAGGUUGCGCUGGAAGUCUCCGUGUGGGAUUAUGACAGGUACACUGCCGACACCCUUUUGGCGACCGGAGUGGUGCAAGUGGAGCAGUUCUGCAGUGGCUUUGAUGGCAUGAUCCCCCUCGGCAUGGGAGGUGACAAGCGAAAAAGGACAAAAAAGCAAGCUAUGCUCACUCUUGGAAUCAUGUUCGACAAGCCGAAGGAUCCGUCGCUGAUACAACCGCUGACAGAUCAAAGCCCAGGUUCCUGA
Molecule: messenger RNA, 2223 nt
Organism: Symbiodinium pilosum
Lineage: Eukaryota; Dinophyceae; Suessiales; Symbiodiniaceae
Source: the annotation of a GenBank genome assembly